GCGCGCCGUGGAGAGCAGGCUGCUGCCAUGUCCUACUGAGCCCCCGUGCCCCCUGCCAAGUAUGUUUGGGCUGGACCAGUUCGAACCCCAGAUCAACAGCAGGAACGCUGGCCAGGGCGAGAGGAACUUUAACGAGACCGGACUGAGCAUGAACGCCCACUUUAAGGCCCCCGCCUUCCACACCGGGGCCCCCCCUGGCCCCGUGGACCCUGCCAUGGGCACGCUGGGCGAGCCCCCGCUCUUGGGCAUGAACAUGGAGCCCUACGGCUUCCACGCGCGCGGCCACUCGGAGCUGCACGCCGGGGGCUUGCAGGCGCAGCCCGUGCACGGCUUCUUCGGCGGCCAGCAGCCCCACCACGGCCACCCGGGAGGCCACCACCCCCACCAGCAUCACCCCCACUUCGGAGGCAACUUCGGCGGCCCGGAUCCGGGGGCCUCGUGUCUGCACGGGGGGCGCCUGCUGGGCUACGGGGGCGCAGCCGGCGGCCUGGGCAGCCAGCCGCCCUUCGCGGAGGGUUACGAGCACAUGACGGAGAGCCAGGGCCCGGAGAGCUUCGGCCCGCAGCGACCCGGAAACCUCCCGGACUUCCACAGUUCGGGCGCCUCGGGCCACGCCGUGCCCGCCCCGUGCCUGCCGCUGGACCAGAGCCCCAACCGGGCCGCCUCGUUCCACGGCCUGCCGGCCUCCAGCGCCGCCGAUUCCCACAGCCUCGAGCCGCGGAGGGUCACGAACCAAGGAGCCGUCGACUCGCUGGAAUACAAUUACCCGGGCGAGGCGUCCUCGGGACAUUUUGACAUGUUUUCCCCCUCCGAUUCCGAGGGGCAGCUGCCUCAUUACGCAGCGGGUCGCCAGGUCCCGGGGGCCGCCUUCCCGGGUGCCUCGGCCAUGCCCAGAGCGGGGGGCAUGGUGGACUUGUCCAAAAUGCACGCCCAGCCACCGCAGCAGCCGCCGGCGCAGCAGCAGCAGCAGCAGCAGCAGCAGCAGCACGGCGGGUUCUUCGAGAGGUUUGGAGGGACCCGAAAGAUGCCGGUGAACCUGGAGCCGGGGGUGGGCUCCAGGCACCCGCUGAUGCAGCCGCCCCAGCAGGCCGCGCCGCCCCCCCAGCCGCCGCCGCCGCCGCCGCCGCCCCAGCCGCAGCCGCCGCCGCCCCCCGGGCUGCUCGUCCGGCAGAAUUCGUGCCCGUCCGCGCUCCCGCGGCCCCAGCCGGGAGAGGCGGGCGCCCCGCCGGGCGCCGGCCUGCAGGACGGGGGCCCCAUGUUGCCCGGCCAGCACGCGCAGUUCGAGUAUCCCAUCCACCGGCUGGAGAACCGGAGCCUGCACCCUUACUCCGAGCACGUUUUCAACCUGCAGCCGCCGCCGCCGCCGCCGCCGCCGCAGGCGCCCAGCCAGCGGCUGCAGCACUUCGACGCGGCCCCUUACAUGAACGUGGCCAAGAGGCCGCGCUUCGAGUUCCCGGGCGGCGCGGGCGUGGAGCGCUGCGCGGCGUGGAGCGGCGGCGGCGGCGCCGGCGGCGUGCACGGCGGCGGCGCCCUGGACAACCACCUCUCGCCCUCCGCCUACCCCGGCCUCCCCGGCGAGUUCACCCCGCCCGUGCCGGACAGCUUCCCCGCCGGGCCCCCCUUGCAGCACCCGGCCUCCGAUCACCAAUCCCUGCAGCAGCAGCAGCAGCAGCAGCAACACCAGCAGCAGCAGCAGCAGCAGCGCCAAAACGCGGCCCUCAUGAUCAAACAGAUGGCGUCCCGGAACCAGCAGCAGCGGCUGCGCCAGCCCAGCCUGGCCCAGCUAGGCCAUCCCGGCGACGUGGGGCCCGGGGGCCUGGUGCACGGCGGCCCGGUGGGCGGCCUGGCCCAACCGAACUUUGAGCGCGAAGGCGGCGGCGGCGGCGGCGGCGGGGGCCGGCUGGGCGCCUUCGAGCCGCCCAUGGCGCAGGAGAGCGCGUGGUUCCCGGGCCCGCACCCGCCGCCCGGGGAUCUGCUGCCCCGCCGCCUGGGCGCCUCGGGGCUGCCGGCCGACUGCGGCCCGCACGACCCCGGCCUGGCGCCCCCCGCCCCGCCCGGGGGCUCCGGGGUGCUGUUCCGGGGCGCGCUGCCGGAGCCGCUGCGGAUGCCGGGCGGGGAGGGUCCCGGGCCCGCGCUGGCCUCGCCGGGGCUGCAGUUCGGGGGCGGCCUGGCGGGGCUGGGGCAGCUGCAGUCUCCCGGGGCCGGGGUGGGGCUGCCCGGCGCGGGCCCCGAGCGCAGAGCCCCGCCGCCGCCGCCGCCGCCGCCGCCGCCGCCUCCGGAUUUCGCCGGGCCGGCGCUGGGGGCUCAGCCGGGCUUCCCGUUCGGCGGCGGGGCGAGCCGGCCGGCCCCGGCGCACGGCGGCCCCGGCGUGAACUCGCCCCCGAGCGCGGGCGGCGCGGGCGGCGGCGGCGGGGGCGCGUACCCCCCGCAGCCGGACUUCCAGGCGGGCCCGCGCUCCUCGGCCAGCAAGCUGGGCGCGCUCUCCCUGGGCUCCUUCAGCAAGCCCAGCUCCAAGGAUAACCUGUUCGGCCAGAGCUGCCUGGCCGCGCUCUCCACCGCCUGCCAGAACAUGAUCGCCAGCCUGGGGGCCCCCAACCUCAACGUGACCUUCAACAAGAAGACCCCGCCCGAGGGCAAGAGGAAACUGAGCCAGACCGAGGGCGAGGGCGCGGCGCCGGGGCCCGGCCACCCGGGCUCGGAUUACUUCCCGGGAGGGACCCCGGGGCCCGGAGGAGCCCCGCCGGGGACCGGAGGCGGCGGCGGCGGCGGCUCCAAAGCCUCGGGCCCGUGCAACCCGUCCAGCCAGGGGGACGGCACCAGCCUGUCCCCCAACUACACCCUGGAGUCCACGUCGGGGAACGACGGCAAGCCGGUCCCCGGGGGCGGCGGCCGGGGGCGAGGCCGCAGAAAAAGGGACAGUGGGCACGUGAGCCCGGGGACCUUCUUCGACAAGUACUCGGCGGCCCCGGACGGCGGGGGCGGCCCCGGGGUGAGCCCGGGACAGCAGCCGCCGCCGCCGCCACCCCCCGGCCCGGGCGCGGCCGUCGGGGGCGGCGCGGCGGGGGAGGCGCGCGGGGCGCCCACGCCCCACGAGAAGGCCCUCACGUCGCCGUCGUGGGGCAAGGGGGCCGAGCUGCUCCUGGGGGACCAGUCGGACCUCAUGGCCACCCUGGACGGCGCGGCCAAGUCGGACGGGAGCUCCCCGCCCGUGGGGGAGUUCGCCUCGGAGGAGGUGAGCACGAGCUACACCAACGAGGACGAGGUGUCGUCCAGCUCCGACAACCCCCCGGCCCUGGCCAAGGCCGGCCGCAGCCCCCUGGUGACCGGCUCCCCUAAACUCCCGGCUCGGGGAGUGGGCGCCGGCGAGCUGGGACCGAAGGCGGCGCCGCCCGCCCUGGGCCUGGGCAUCUUGUCUACCUCUACCUCCACCCCUGACAGCUACGGCGGCGGCGGCGGCGGCGGGCCGGGGCACCCGGGCACCCCGGGCCUGGAGCAGGGCCGGACCCCCACGAGCAGCGGGGCGCCGCCGCCCGAGGAGGUCCACCCCCUGGAGAUCCUCCAGGCUCAGAUCCAGCUGCAGAGACAGCAGUUCAGCAUCUCCGAGGACCAGCCCCUGGGGCUCAAGGCCGGCAAGAAGGUGGAGUGCCCGGGCGUCGUCGGGGCUCCGGGGGCGCAGGGCGGAGGUGGCGGCGGCGGCGACAGCUGCUGCUCCGAGGCCGUCAAGAGCGCCAUGAGCACCAUCGACCUGGACUCGCUCAUGGCAGAGCACAGCGCCACCUGGUACAUGCCGGGGGACAAGGCCCUGGUGGACGGCGCGGACGACGACAAGGCCCUGGCACCCUGGGAGAAGGCCAAACCCCAGAACCCCAACAGCAAAGAAGCCCACGACCUCACAGCCAGCAAGGCCUCAGCCCCACAGCCCGGCAGCCACUUGCAGUGCCUGUCUGUCCACUGCACGGACGACGUGGGAGAGGCCAAGGCCCGCGCCCCCGUGCCCACCUGGCGGUCCCUGCACUCGGACAUCUCCAGCCGCUUCGGGACAUUCGUGGCAGCUCUGACUUGAAGGGACAAGAACCACCGCCCCUCCCCCAUCAGGCCCU
Molecule: messenger RNA, 4100 nt
Organism: Dipodomys spectabilis (banner-tailed kangaroo rat)
Lineage: Eukaryota; Metazoa; Chordata; Mammalia; Rodentia; Heteromyidae
Gene: Mn1
Product: MN1 proto-oncogene, transcriptional regulator
Biological process (GO): regulation of DNA-templated transcription
Source: RefSeq, a predicted model, not a curated record